AUGUCUAGCCUUACCCUACGAUGUAUUCUACAAUACAUUGAAGCGAACAAACGAAUCCACGUUUCCUUCAGAUGUCCAACUAUCAAACAAGUAGAGAAAUCGAUACCGCUAUGUUUGGACAAUUUGGUUUUCUGGGGAAACACGUUGAAAAUAAACAGUGUCAUGUACUCAAUCAUGACAUAUAUGAAACCAGUAGAAAAAGAUCAAAACUCAAAAUUGGAUGAGAUAGUAGGCCUUCAAAAAUAUAUUGCGAUAGAUUUCGAACAAAAUAAUUCUGGAAAACACUCCAGAAAAAAUCGGAUUCGUGAAGAUCUCGAAGCAUUUGAGGCGACUACACGAAUGAUCAGAGUUUUAUUGGGUGGCAGGAACAAUAUCAAUGUUGAUAGUUUGGGUUUUCCAUUUAAUGGCAUUGACGUUUCCCAUUUGCCAAUGGAAUUGAAGUUUAAAGCGAACAAGAUUGAUUUUGGUUCUACUCAUUUGAACAACUAUCUCCCAUUCAUUGCUGUUACGAGUUUUCCAUUAAAAGAGCUCAUGAUCCAAUAUGAGUCUUCGGAAUACUUUCAGAACCCAGCAGUUCAAACCGCUCAGAAGUUGUUGAUCACAGACUUUGAUUUUUUGUUUUUCACUUGGAUUGACGAAUUGAAGAACCUUCCUAAUAAAAAUGUGGUGUUGAACUUGUCAGUGAGUCCCUCUAUAACCGAUAUAUCGGGAAUUAUUCAAACUUGGAAAUCGUCUGGAAAAGACAUCAAAAUGUGCUAUACGGUCAAAAACUAUGAGGAUAGAGAGUGGACGGUCGAGGUGGUUGAUACAAUUCGAGAGGAGUUCAAUGGAAACUUUGUAGAAUUAUCGAUGCCAGAUGUCAGAUACAAUGAGUGCAUCUCGCUCCCUAUGAGCAAAACAUCCGAAAUUGUAAUUUUUGGGUUCACAAUUUUUGAUCCAGAUUACACAUAUCCAAUAAGAGCUAUCAACAUGCAAGUGAUUCCCGUCGGGCUUACUGCUCCGAUUGAUUAA
Messenger RNA from Caenorhabditis remanei, 1011 nucleotides. RefSeq lists its product as uncharacterized. The coding region runs from base 1 to 1011 and encodes 336 amino acids. The record is from RefSeq and is a predicted model, not a curated record. Lineage: Eukaryota; Metazoa; Nematoda; Chromadorea; Rhabditida; Rhabditidae. The transcript has 3 exons.